Messenger RNA from Anthostomella pinea, 894 nucleotides. The record is from the annotation of a GenBank genome assembly. NCBI's taxonomy places the organism in Eukaryota, Fungi, Ascomycota, Sordariomycetes, Xylariales, Xylariaceae.
AUGGCGCCUGCUAACUUCCCUGCGUCGAUGCACGCGACGUCCCAGGACAUUGAGAUGCUCCUGGCCGCCCAGAGCCACCUCGGCUCCAAGAACCUCCAGGUUCACAUGGAGCCCUACCUCUGGAAGACCCGAGCUGAUGGUGUCAACGUCCUGAACAUCGGCAAGACCUGGGAGAAGAUCGUCCUUGCCGCCCGUGUCAUCGCAGCCGUCGACAACCCCGCCGACAUCUGUGUCAUCUCCGCCCGUCCCUACGGUCAGCGUGCCGUCCUGAAGUUCGCCCACCACACCGGUGCCGUUGCCAUUGCCGGUCGAUUCACUCCUGGUUCCUUCACCAACUACAUCACCCGAUCAUUCAAGGAGCCCCGCUUGAUUGUUGUCACCGACCCCCGCACAGACGCCCAGGCCAUCAAGGAGGCUUCCUACGUCAACAUUCCCGUCAUCGCCCUCUGCGAUACCGACUCUCCCACCGAGUACGUCGAUGUUGCCAUCCCCACCAACAACAAGGGUCGUCACGCUAUUGGCUGCGUCUGGUGGAUGUUGGCUCGGGAAGUCCUCCGUAUCCGUGGUACCAUCGCCAGCCGUGAGACUCCUUGGGAUGUCAUGGUCGAUCUUUACUUCUACCGCGACCCUGAGGCCGAAGCAGAGGAGAAGGUUGAGGAGGAGAAGCUGCCCGGCGCCGAUGAGGUUGGUCCCCAGGCUAUCGAGACUGGCACCUUUGCUGCCGGCGGCGAGUGGGAGGCUGCCCCGGCUGGCUUCGCUGGUGCCGCUGGUGCCACUGCUACCACCGGUGGUGCCCAGCCCGGCUGGGAUGGCCAGGCCGACGAGUGGGCUGGUGCCACUGGUGCGCCGGCUGGCGAGUGGGGAGCUACGGAUGCCAAGGAGAACAACUGGUAG